Messenger RNA from Alternaria infectoria, 900 nucleotides. RefSeq lists its product as uncharacterized. Lineage: Eukaryota; Fungi; Ascomycota; Dothideomycetes; Pleosporales; Pleosporaceae. The coding region runs from base 1 to 900 and encodes 299 amino acids. The record is from RefSeq and is a predicted model, not a curated record. The transcript has a single exon.
AUGCCUUCAGCCAAAGGUUCCGUUGCGCCUACACCGCGUUCACCUCCAAUCGUCUCGUCCCCAACCUUCGCCGGCCCGUCAAAUUUCUCAUCCAAUUAUAAAGGCAAAGGAAAGGCCCCCAUGACCAACGACACCAGCAAUGGCGCCAGCAACGGCAACACCAACGGCAACGGUAUUUGCAACAGCAAAGUCUACACUGCAAGCCACGGCAACAGCAAUGACAACAGCAAAGGCAGCGGCAACGACAGUAGCAACGGCACCAGCAAUGACAGCAGCAAUGACAACAGCAAUGACAACUCCAACGGCAGUAGCAACGACAAUAGCAACGGCAAUGGCAACAGCAAUGACUACACUCCAAGCUACGGCAUCGGAAACUUGACGGAAUACCUCAUCGACGUCAAGACGCUCACCAAGCUCUGCGACCUCGGCGUAUCAGAAGCCGCUCAGCUCGGAGCCCUUCUCACCGAGCGCUACAAAUCCCUGAACGAAAAGCAAACCCGCCGCAUGGCAGCCGCCGAAAAGAUCAUUGACGAAGUCGAGACUAUGAAAGAGGGACACAACGUUUUUGACAACAACGUCGUCAACCACUACGAUCGCUUCGUUAAGGAACUGGAGGCAGCUGAGACCGCCAUGUACGACGGAAUGAAGGUAGCCAUGUACACCGAUGCCGCGAAGAGCGCAAAGCUGGCCCGAGAGAACUCCGAGUUUGCCAGGAAUUUGCACAAAAAGAUCGAGGUGUUGAAUAGUAAGUACAAGGCUAAGAAGGACGAGAUUGUGGCUGCGAGGGAUGAGAUGAUUGAUAUCUUGUACGGUGCUGUUAUGCGGUGCAUCCUGGUGGGUUCUAGUGCUGGCGUGGGUGAGAAUGAUAAGGGGAAGUUGUUGAGUUUAUUUAAGCGCUGA